Messenger RNA from Parnassius mnemosyne (clouded apollo), 975 nucleotides. The record is from the annotation of a GenBank genome assembly. NCBI's taxonomy places the organism in Eukaryota, Metazoa, Arthropoda, Insecta, Lepidoptera, Papilionidae.
AUGUCACGCGCUCAAAAUGGAUGUCGGGGCGGUGGUCGUGGAACCAAGGAACCACUCCUCAUUGACGCGGUCAUUGGCAAGGUGGUUAAACGCAACCGUCGGAACCUCUCCGCCGCCUGGAUAGACUACAAAAAGGCAUUCGACUCGGUGCCUCAUACAUGGCUGAGGAGGGUCCUCGAGCUGUACAAGGUUGACUGUACAGUUCGAGACUUCCUCGGGCAGUGUAUGGGGCAGUGGAGUACAAUCCUUUGUCAUCUAGGCGAGCGGAUGACGGCUGCGGAGAACCACAUAAGGAUAAGAAGGGGUAUCUUCCAGGGCGAUUGUCUGAGUCCAAUCUGGUUCUGCCUCUCUCUGAACCCUCUUAGUACCUUACUGGAGGGUUCCGGGAGGGGAUUUCAGCUUCGGAGAGGAGGUACAAAAGUGACCCACCUUUUCUAUAUGGAUGAUCUCAAGUUAUUCGCCUCCAGUCGCUCUCAUCUUAUGGAAUUGCUAAACAUCACUUGUGAUUUUAGCAAUUCUAUUAGAAUGGAGCUGGGGACGGAUAAGUGUGCGGUCCUCCAUGUCGAAAGGGGUAGGGUUGCUAACUCUGAGGGCAUAGACUUAUCUAUGCCCAUCAACAUAAAGACCCUAUCCGAGGCUGAAACAUACCGAUACCUGGGUAUGUCACAGAACAUAGGUAUCGAUGAGGCGGACAUGAAACGGUCAGUUUGCGGUGUGUUUUAUGCACGCUUGACAAAAGUGCUUAACAGUCUUUUGUCGGGCGUUAAUAAGACACAUGCAUAUAACGGUUGGAUCAUGCCUGUUCUCAUGUAUACCUUUGGCAUGCUCAGGUGGACUCAGACCGAACUGAACGCUCUGGACACGCACUAUAAUGACGUCCCACAGGAUGCAUCAUCCGAGAUUGUCAGUAAUGAGGCUGUACUUGCCGCGGAAGCAUGGUGGGCGCGGCUUUUUAAGCGCGCUUACCAUGCAUAA